AUGUCUGGCAAGUACGUCUUCACCAAGGGCCUGAAGGAGCUCCGCUUCCUUUUCUGCCAGACCUCUGAGGCCAGCGCGCCUGUAAGGUCUUUCCUUCACCGCGCCUACCCUACCAUGAAGAAGCACAAUCCCCACACUCCUAUCAUGAUGCGCGAGGCCUCGGGCACCGAGCCGCGAGUAUUCGCCAGAUACGAGCUUGGCAAGGAGAAGCAAGAAGCGCUGUCCGGCCUGUCCGACUCGCAGAUCGAAGAGCGCAUCACCAACCUGGUGAAGCAGAGCUCAUAA
This is a messenger RNA of Penicillium maclennaniae, 285 nucleotides long. Its product is annotated as L51/S25/CI-B8 domain-containing protein. The transcript is spliced from 4 exons. The record is from RefSeq and is a predicted model, not a curated record. NCBI's taxonomy places the organism in Eukaryota, Fungi, Ascomycota, Eurotiomycetes, Eurotiales, Aspergillaceae. Bases 1 to 285 code for a protein of 94 amino acids.